Molecule: messenger RNA, 1399 nt
Organism: Caenorhabditis elegans
Lineage: Eukaryota; Metazoa; Nematoda; Chromadorea; Rhabditida; Rhabditidae
Gene: F53B3.6
Product: RNA-binding protein 6
Source: RefSeq, marked reviewed
CGACGCCGUCGCCUUUUUGUGAAUCAGCCCAAACUCCCCCACCCCAUUUUUUUUCUCGGUGUAGACGCUUUGCGUUUCUGGGCGGCACGCAUACACGUAUUCCGCAUCGCCUUUUCUACUAACCGAACGACCGACUUAUUUUGUGGGAAAAACGCAAUAUAUCCAUCACUACUUGCUGUCUACAAAAACACGUCGGUUCAUCGUCAACACUACUCCCGGCGAUGAAUUACGAUCGUCGUUUCUCGCCGGGGGCUAACCCGGAUUAUUCGAAUCGAACCAUGAACUACCGUGACUCGAGAUCACAACAAAUCACUCCACGUGGUGGCAUUGAUUCACGUGUUCAUGCAUAUGGCAGAGAAUACCCACCACUAAGAUCCAGAUCUCAAACAAAUGUUGACCAAGACUACGGAGAUCGCUUUUCCCAACCUGCACCAUAUUUUGAUAAUCGAGGGCUUGAUCUGAAAUCCAGAAGUAAAUCAUUGGACACCAGAGAGUUUCGAGGACAUGAUGAUGGGUUUCAUCGAAAUGAAUAUCCUAAUGAUGGUGGAGUUGUCAUCCCUAUUCGCCGUGACAUUGGUCGUGAUCCGCAGUAUGACUUCCGUUCGUCCCCUCAAACACGUCACAGAGAUGCCGAGCCUUAUGGAUUUGAUGAUCGUCGUCCACAAGCAGGCCAAGAUGUACACAUUCCUUAUAAUCGAGAUAUUCAGGAACCAGUAAGGGAGCCUCUCGGAAGAGACCGUGACUUUGUUCCUAGAAGAUCAUUUGAUGGAAGAAUGGGUGACAGUCCAAAAUCGUAUUCUUCCCGAUUUAAGGAGCAAGCUACGAGAGAUCGCAGAGCCCUGGAAUAUGGUCGAGGAGGAUUCGGAGAUGAUUUCGAAAGAGAAGAGUAUGGAGCAGUGCAGCCAUAUCGUGGACCACCUGGAGGCGUGGUAAGUAGUGGAGGUGGCGGCUACCGAUCAAGCAGCCAUCACCGAUCUCAUCACGAGUCACACGGUGGAGGACACGAGUCGUCAUUUGGAGCUUCACGUGGUGCAAUCACUCAACAGCCACAGGUAUAUCAUCAGGAUAUGAGACCGGUUCGACCGGUGCAACACCAUCGAGUGCAAUGUUGUUGCUUCAAAUUUGUUUGGCCACCAUGGAGCUACGAACAAGCACCACCACCACAGCCAAUUUACAGAAACAUCUGAAAAUCUUGCUCAACCUUGACAAUGUUUGAUAUUCUUCAUUUUAAUCUGUAUCUAGGCUCAAUUCUUUGAUUUUUGCAACUCUAUUUACACCCGUGUUCCUCAAUUUCUCCAUUCAAAUUCUCAAGUUCACUGUCGCUGCCAAUUCUUUUUUUUUCUUAUUUUUUUUCCGAAAUCCCACAAAUAGUCAAAUAAUAAAAAGCAUCCUAAAUGAU